Molecule: messenger RNA, 4606 nt
Organism: Cyprinus carpio (common carp)
Lineage: Eukaryota; Metazoa; Chordata; Actinopteri; Cypriniformes; Cyprinidae
Product: heparan-sulfate 6-O-sulfotransferase 1-A-like
Cellular component (GO): membrane
Molecular function (GO): heparan sulfate 6-sulfotransferase activity
Source: RefSeq, a predicted model, not a curated record
AUUGUGCUGUUUGUUUUUGAGAGCGUGGAGCGCGCGCGUGUUGGGAAAGUGGGUGUCGCUGUGCACGCUGCUGGAGGAGCUUCCCAGCGAUGUGUCGCGGACUUUAAACACACUGUGACACACAGUGGUGGAAGCAGGGAGAUCGCGCCGUGUUGGAUCGUAUACCGCAACACUUCUUAUGCCAUGAGUCCGACCGUUUUCAUUCUGAUCCAAUGUGUCUGAUUCAGUUUCCGCGCGUGAUGCUCUGACUGCCGUGUGUUUAUAUGGAGACAGACACCCUAAAAAACAGUCAACCGGGAAAUGGUAACACAUGAACCUCCUCACUGGAAGGAACAUGGUUGAGAGGAGCAGCAAAUUUCUGUUCAUCGUUGUUGGCUCGGUUCUGUUCAUGCUGAUUUUGUAUCAGUACGUGGCUCCGGGGAUGAUGAACUUCGGCUCUCCGCACGGGUACAUGCUGGAAGACGAUGCGGAUCUCUUCCCGACUCCUGAUCCACAUUACGUGAAGAAAUACUAUUUCCCCAUCAGGGAUCUGGAGCGGACUGUGGAUUUUGAAAUCAAAGGGGAUGAUGUGAUCGUGUUCCUGCACAUCCAGAAGACCGGCGGCACCACGUUCGGGAGGCACCUGGUCCAGAAUGUCAGGCUGGAGGUUCCGUGCGACUGUAGACCGGGACAGAAGAAGUGUACCUGUUACCGACCCAACAGGAAAGAAACGUGGCUCUUCUCUCGGUUCUCCACCGGUUGGAGUUGUGGCUUACACGCGGACUGGACCGAACUGACCAACUGCGUUCCGGGGGUUUUGAACAGAAAGGAGAACAGGAUGAAAAACCAAAGGAAGUUCUACUACAUUACCGUUUUACGGGACCCUGUGUCUCGGUACCUAAGUGAGUGGAGACAUGUCCAGCGUGGGGCCACAUGGAAAACCUCCCUGCACAUGUGUGAUGGGCGAACUCCAACACCAGAGGAGCUGCCCACCUGCUACGAGGGCACCGACUGGUCGGGCUGCACUUUACAGCAGUUCAUGGACUGUCCGUACAACCUGGCAAAUAACCGACAGGUGCGCAUGCUGGCCGACCUCAGCCUGGUGGGCUGCUACAACAUGUCCUUCAUCCCGGAGAAGAAGCGUGCGCAGGUGCUACUUGAGUCGGCCAAGAAGAACCUACGAGACAUGGCCUUCUUCGGCUUGACUGAGUUCCAGCGCAAAACGCAGUACUUGUUCGAACGGACCUUCCGCCUCAAGUUCAUCCGGCCCUUCAUGCAGUACAACAGCACGCGGGCCGCAGGCGUGGACCUGGACAAUGACACAGUGCAGCGGAUCGAGGAGCUCAACGACCUGGACAUGCAGUUGUACGACUACGCCAGGGAUCUUUUUCAGCAGCGCUACAUGUACAAGCGUCAACUCGAGCGAAGAGAGCAGCGCCUUAAGAACCAGCUCGCCCUCUUCCCCUUUCGUCGGGCACCCAGCUCUGAUUCUGCUUUCAGGGAUGACGCACCAGAGUCCGAGGUGUCCCGACUGCCCACGGAGGACUACAUGAAUCACAUCAUCGACCGCUGGUAGCAGUGCUGGGGGGAGGGGGACGGUAAAUACAGGUUGAGGAGGAGAAAAAGGCUGCGAUGCCCAGUUCAAAUCAAGCAGGAGAGGAACACGGUGAACGAGAAAGAGACAGAACUUUAGCGCCACCAUCAAAUACGGCCCUCCCCCCUUCUGUUGUGCUCCAGGAUAUCCUUCGGUCAUCUUGGAGUGGAAAGACUCUAAAAGUGGCACACUCUUCGCCGCUAAUGCGAAGACUUUGCGUGUCAGGUCAGAAAUGACUGACUAACUUAAAGCACUGAGCCUGAACUUAAAACUAAGAGGUGAAGACUUCUACAGGCGCAUUCGCCCACGGAAGGAAAAACAUACGUAAAAAUGAUUGGAAUUAUAUUCACUGCAGAUUUUAAAAGAAUGAACCGAAUGAAAUUGUAUAAGGGUAUUUGCUUAAAUGUCUGCUGCCAUUUCAGCCAUAAUAACGGUCUGUCUUUUUAUUUUUUCAUUUAUUAUGGUCUUAUUUCUUUUAAUUAUUUUUGAAAGGGAUUGUUCAUCCCUCAAAGAGGUAAAACUCACAGCACUGAGACCAACAGAGCUGCCUAACACUUAUUAGAUGCAAUUUAUUAGCUUUUCAUAAUCGGUGAUGACUUGAAAAGGUCUGUUCUAUUGUCCUUUUUUGUGUUUUUGCAUAUCGGUUGCAAAUUUCAAUGGACGGACGGACGACGUGGACCAUAGCCAUUAUUUAAGCUUUCAGCAUACUGUACGAGAAAAUUCCGUGCGCUAAGUGUAUUAAUAUAUCCUUACUGAAUGUGAGAGUUGUUUAGUUUGUUCGAUGCAACAGAUGUUUUGCGUGAUGUUAUUGGUCGAGACAAAUUCUAAGUUGUCAUUAGCACUCAAUCAAGGCCAUUUCUUAGUAGCCGAAGCGGUAACCUGGUGGAGAUCCAAAGAGGAAACUGUGUCUUAUUUUACACUUAGUAAGGAUGGGCUCUGUGUUUCUAAGCGAAAUCAUGCAAUCUAAAUACGAUUGACUCUGUAAUGACACCUGUGUGUCAGUCAAUAACAGGAGCAUUGUAGAGCUUGUGUGAAAGUGUGUGUGUGAAAGAGAGAGCUUGUGAAUCGCAAGAGCAGAAUGAAGAAGCAGCAAAUGCAGCCUUUAUAAAAGUCAUCACCAUUCCCAAUUCCCAGAGACUACUCAUUAUUUAUUAUGCGAGUGUAUAGAGGAUGACUGUGUGUGUUUGAGAUUCUAAGCAUUCUAUUGAGGAGGAGGAUAUUUUAAGUAUGCAAGCAUGUUUGGGUGUUACUUUUUUCUGUGCAAAUGUGUGUGAGUGAGUAUUUCAUGAUCAAUAUCUUGCCAUGGUCCUCAGGGACUGAAGCUAUUGCCAGUAAGGGGACAAGAAUGAUGUCACAUGUCUCCCCUUAUGCAAAUCUUUGAGUUGUUUGUUGUUAAAGGAAUAGUUUGCACUGAGAAAUGCACAGUUCUGUCAUUAUUUACUCACUCCCAAUCCAUGUGAUCAUAAAAUGAGAUGUUUUGCAGAAUGCUCAAGCUGCUCUUUUCCAAACAAUGAAGGUGAAUAGGGACUGGGGCUGUGGAACACUAAAACUAUAUUUGAAUUCGCCAUAUUUAAAGUUUUCAAGUGUAUUCCAAUUCAGUUAAGUCAAAAGGAUGGUCACUUUUGAGCUAAAGAGCUCUAGUCUUCAUUCAGUUUCAUUGUACAGUAUAUAAAAGAGCAGCGUGGACAUCCUGCAAACCGUCUGCUUUUAGGUUUCACUGAAAAAAUAAAGUCAUACUGAUUUGAAACAACAUUGAGAGUGAGUAAAUAAUGACAGAAUUGUAAUUUUUGUGUGAACUGUCCCUUUAAGUUGACAUCUACACAAGUAAACAUUAUGUGAAUAAGGUAUCAGGAAGAAUUCCCUUGACUCUGACUCUUAAAGUGUUUUGAGGGAGGUUUUUACUUCACUUACUGCUCUGCAAUGGGAAUUUGUUUUCUCAGUAACUAUAAUUACAGACUACUCACUUACUGCAUAUUUAACCUAAAGUGUUAUGUUAUUCAAGAACAAAUCUUCUCAUGACUGAUCUGCAUAAUUCAUGAAUGAUCUUUAUGAAGGCAGCCCUUUAUUAAUAUCUCUAUGUGAUACUGUCAUUCCCUACAGCUGAUAUGCUCUUAAUGGAAACCCUCAGGGUUGUAGUAAUUGUUGGUCUCAUUGCAAAAUAUUUCGAUGACCAAGUGUUUCUCAGUCUUAACUUAACAAUGGCAUCCAGCCAAUCAGAAUAGAAUAUUGGUGUGCUAUAAAAAUGGCCACUGCUUCCAACUGUCAAAUAUUAGUCCAGAAACAUGCUCUACAGUGACAGUAAGAAACCCCAGUACUCAAGGGGGCGACACAGUCACUUUCAGAUGUCUGAGCCAUUAAAGUGUUGUUAUUCAGGUAACUAAAUGGUUUAACUUUUACUUACUCAACUAGAUUGCUCAGUAAUGUCGGUAGUUGACCUGAAAGAGAAAGCGUAUUCAGUUUAUGCUAAACCCUGCUAUAGCGCCCCUCGUGGUAAUGCUAAGAAUGCGACACACAUCUUAGUUGCAUUAUUAAAGGGUUACUCCAUCCCAAAAUGAAUUUUCUUUCAUUAUUCACUUACCCCCAUGUCGUUCCAAACCCGUAAAACUUCGUUCGUCUUCAGAACACAAUUUAAGAUAUUUUGGAUGAAAACAGGGAGGCUUGAGACUGUCCCAUAGACUGCCAAAUAAAUUACACUAUCAAGGUCCAAAAGCAUCGUCAGAAUAGUCCAUCUGCCAUGCGCUGGAGUAACCCUUUAAUUGCAUUGUUUUAAGAGCAGUCUCUAAAAUUAAGCUAGAGGCAUUUGCCUUCACCUACUCCUCUAGAGUAUGUUUCUGGCCUCAUGUGAGUCUAGCAAAUUGACUUCAGCUUUUUCUGAAAGAAUGUGCAAGAGCAGCACUAGCGAAUCCCUGAGCUCUGCUCCUGGGAGCAUUUAUUCAUCACAUCCAGUUCAUCUGCUCUGGGUAUUUUUCUCAUUAUUUCAGCAAUGAAUCGUCAAAUACACCAUUAAAAAAAUUGCAUUUUUGUAUGAACAUG